Molecule: messenger RNA, 3126 nt
Organism: Trifolium pratense (red clover)
Lineage: Eukaryota; Viridiplantae; Streptophyta; Magnoliopsida; Fabales; Fabaceae
Product: polycomb group protein EMBRYONIC FLOWER 2-like
Exons: 23
Coding region: 301-2700 (799 amino acids)
Cellular component (GO): nucleus
Molecular function (GO): chromatin DNA binding
Source: RefSeq, a predicted model, not a curated record
AAGCCUUAAACCCAUAUAAUUCUCAUUUUCAUUUCCAUGGUUGCAAAAUUUGAACAGAGUUUAAUGGCUUUUUUUGAUGCCAUUUUUUGUUAUUUCUUGAAUGGAUUCACCGUUCAUCGUUAAUCCCUAGUCUGAGUUUGUCUCUGAAAUUCUGUUCCCGUUUUCUUCAUUCUAUUGCUAUGCUACUCUUCUUCAUAUUCCAAUCCUUUAUCCCUUUUCUUCCAAUUCAAGACCUGGUUUCUUCUAACAUACACAGAGGUUCUGUUAAAUGUGUUUAUACCCUAGACUUGUUUGACAAGAAUGCCAGGCUUUCCUGUCGCGGCUGGUGAAACAUGUAAUUUUAUAAGCACAGAUCAACAACCUAGCCCUGUAGAUGCUUCUGUGCAAUUGUCUGCAGAAGAGAAAGCUGUUGCAGAACAGAGUCUUUCAGUUUAUUGCAAGCCUGUAGAGUUUUACAACAUUCUUCAUCACCGUAUUUUGCAACGCAAUCCAUUUUUCAUUCCGAGAUGUUUAGAGUACAGGAGAGAGGCUAGGAGAAAAAAAAGGACACAAAUGACAGUUAUGCUGUCAUGGAAUGAUGAAGAAACUCAAAAUGUGUUUCCUUUGUAUAUCGGUCUAGCAAGGCGUGAUCCUAAUAAUGUAGAUGCUGAUUAUUCUGCUGUUUAUCUACUCAGUCAGAUAUAUACCUUUCGAGGUUCCUCCAGCAUUGACAGGAACUAUAAAAUCAAAGCAGAGUUUGUGCUUUGGGAAGUUAAUGAGUUAGCAGCGGACGGCUCACUUUUUCUGUUGUUUUUCACCACUGAGGGAAAUUCAAAUUCAUCACCUAGAGUCAAUGCAAGCCUGGGGCCUUCAGAUCCGACUUCUCAUGAAUCAAUAGCUGAAAAGAUCUGCUUAUACGAGAAAAUUUCUUUUCAAUCAAUUUAUAUGGCUUGGGAUAGUUCUCCAAAUUUCCUUUGGGGACUACGAGCUGAGGUUAUGACUACUCUUGAUCUGCUUCCAUGUAUUUUGAAGUAUGAUGUUCUAAAUAAGGGCACGACCAUCGCAAUCCAAGAACUCCGGAAUUCUGAGAUUGUGAGUACAUCAAAGCAUGUUCAAAUCAAAAUCUUUGCUGAAGAGCUCAUGGGCAUGGAGAAAUCUCUCAACUAUACAAAUGUCAGGGUUAAUGUACCAUCAUCAUCAUCAUCAUCGUCGUCGUCGUCAUCUCGUUUCAUUCGGUUGAAAGAAGGACAUGUGAAAUUUAAUUACAGGUAUUUCGAUAACAAAUUGCAGAGAACAGAAGACACUGAAGAUUUUUCCUGUCCAUUAUGUUAUUUAAGAUGUGCAAGCUAUAAGGGUCUAAGAUGUCAUCUGCUCGCAUCACAUGAUCUUUUCAACUAUGAAUUUUCGGCAUUGGAACAUUGUCUGGCUGUUAAUGUGUCUUUGAAUUAUGAUACCUGGAGAACUGAGAUUAUUGGAGAUGAUGUUGAUCCAAGAUUGCAAACUUUUUACCUUCGUUGCAAGCGAUACAAGCACACAAGUCCAGAAGUUGCAUGUUUUGAAGAGUACCAGGGUGCUGAAUCACCGGCCUUAGCUAAUAAUGCUGACCCACCGGUCUUUGCUAUGGAUGUUGACCCGCCGGUCUUUGCUAUGGAUGCUGACCCGCCGGUCUUUGCUAUGGAUGCAGACCCACUGGUUUUAGCUAUGGAUGUAGGCCCACCGGUCUUAGCUAAUGAUACAUACCCACCGAACUUAACUAUUGAUGCAGACCCACCGGUCUUAGCUAUUGAUGCAGACCCACCAAUCUUAGCUAUUGAUAUGGACCCACCGGUCUUAGCUAUUGAUGCGGACCAACCAAUCUUACCUAUUGAUGCAGACCCACCAGUCUUGGCUAUGGAUGCGGACCCACCGGUCUUGGUUAAGGAUGCAGACCAACCGGUGUUAGCUAUUGAUGCGGACCCACCACUCUUAGCUAAGGAUGCAGACCCACCGGUCUUAGCUAUUGAUGCGGACCCACCGGCCAUAGCUACGGAUGCAGACCAAAUAUUCUUAGAGUCUGAAACUCCUUUAGGAGAUAUUGAGUUUUUGAAGAAGGCUGAUGGAAAUUCUGCAACUAUAUCAGGAGUUGCAAAUGAAAAUGUUGUAUCCAAUCCUGAUCCAGAUUGUGUCCCACCAAUAUCUGAGCAUGACUAUGUGACUCCUGCAGUGCCACAGGCUGACAAUGCAGCGAAGUUAGACGACCAAAGCAAAGCCCGGUUGGUUGGUCGAAAGUUUUAUCAUUCUCACAAAGCCCAGGAAAUGUCAAUUGGCGAAGUUCUAUCAGAUUAUGAUAGCGAGAAUGAAAUUGAUCCUGAAGUUGAAGACAUUGAAGAGCGAAUGAGGCUUAAUCUUCAUGAUGUUAGCAAAGAAGAGAAGGAAUUCAUGUUCAUGUGGAACUCAUUUAUACGGAAGCAACGUGUGCUGGUAGAUUCUCACGUUCGUUGGGCAUGUAAGGCUUUCUCAAUAUUGCAUGGCGCUGAGCUUGUUAAAUCCCGUGAAUUAUCUUGGUUUUGGAGAAUGUUCAGGCUCAAAUUAUACAAUUUUGGUCUUAUAGAUGGAAAGGUCAUGAACGAUUGUAGUAUUAUUCUCGAACAAUACGAGAAGCAAAAAUCAAAUCCUGAGAUCCCAAUAGCUAAUAUAAACUCCAUUCUUUUGACCCCUCGUAAAAGUAAAAGAAGAAAAUGACACAGAAAAGGACUUCUUUACAAGGUGCAAAUUGCCCUUACUCUCUUGUGGAACCUUAUUGGAUUUAAAUUUAUACCCCUGUUGUACUAUUAUUAUCUGGAGUUUUACUGUGAGGUUUACCAACGGAAAAAGUUACGUUGGAAAUCUCUUUUUCUGCGGCAUGGAGCUGAAAGAAACUCGUAAGCAACCCGAGUAUUAUAUGUUCUUGAUCUGUUCUGGUUGAAAUUUGAAAUUUUGAUGUUCCAUAGUUUUUGUUGACACCAAAGUUACAUGGAAUGGAUUGCCAGUAGUCCAAAAGGGCACUGCAUGAAGUGCAGCUCAUAUUUAAUGAAUUUACAAUUAUUUUGUGAUAUAGAAUAAUAGCCUUUUGUGGGUGACAUUGAUUGUUGUAUACUAUUUUGUGAAAAUGGUAGACAUAUACUCAUC